AUGAACGCAAAGACUGUCGCCUACACUUCGAUAGGGCUCUCCAUCGGAGCGACGGUGCUGAUCGCCAUGUUUGCGACGCGUCUAUCAGCCGUACUUGGAGAAAUCUCAAAAGAAAUUGAGAGCGACAUGAACGAGUUUAAGCUGAUGGAACAGCAGGCAACAGUUCAUGUUCGUGUUGGUCGUGCAGCGAAGAAACAACGUCAAGCUGAGAAUGCACCAAUGAUAAGAAGAGAAGCAUCAUACUGGACUCAAAGACGUUAUCGUCAGGCUGGUGGAGAUUGUCAAUGUAACGUCGAUGCAAACUGCCCAGCGGGACCUCCCGGACCGCCGGGCAUGCAUGGUGACGAUGGUACACCUGGGCAACCGGGAACACGUGGUGCCGCAGGGCUGCCUGGUAACUUCCCACCGGUAGUGAUGGAUGCUCCAGGACGUUGUAGAGUGUGUCCCCAUGGUCCACCUGGAGUGCCCGGACCUCCUGGACCUCCUGGAAUGGCAGGCGCUCCUGGACCAAGCGGCAGUGUCGUCAGUGCUGGUGCCCCUGGACCUCCAGGCUUGCCAGGACAAGCUGGUUCACCCGGAGAAGCCGGUCGCAAUGGUGCGCCAGGACCACCCGGUGACAGAGGAGAAAACGGAUCGCAAGGCACCAAAGGUGCACCCGGCGCGCCAGGACAACCCGGAGCUGCUGGAGAGCCCGGACCUCCCGGUAUGCCAGGACCACCUGGCGGCGAGGCUCGUGGUUCUAUGCCUGGUCCACCUGGUCCAGAAGGACCUCCCGGAUUGCCCGGAAUGCCCGGUCCACCCGGUGGUGCUGGAAACCGUGGUGGUCUUGGAAGAGACGCCAACUACUGUCCUUGCCCACGUCGUGGUGGGGCUCGUGUUGCUCGUGCCAAGACUGCUGCCAAGGCUGCUGCCAAGGUUGUUGCAAAGAAGAGAAAGCGUGUCGUCGCUUAA
Messenger RNA from Cylicocyclus nassatus, 951 nucleotides. NCBI's taxonomy places the organism in Eukaryota, Metazoa, Nematoda, Chromadorea, Rhabditida, Strongylidae. The record is from the annotation of a GenBank genome assembly.